AUGCGUCAGUCAUUCGCUACCUUGAGCAUCAUCCUGGCCCUGGCCAGCCAAGUCAUCGCCAAGCCCGCCCCCUCUGGCGAUGGCGCCUGUGGACCUGCUGCCGGCGGAUCCAGCUGCCAGCUCUCCCUCUUUGGCAACUGCUGCUCUCGCUACGGCUACUGUGGAAGCACUGACGUCUACUGCGGAGCUGGGUGUCAAUCAGGAUAUGGCGUCUGCAACAGCAGCAACGCUCCCGCGGGAAUGAAGGUCAGCGAGGAUGCCACUUGCGGCUCCGGCGUCACCUGCGUCGGCUCCGGGUUUGGUGACUGCUGCAGCGCAAGCGGCUGGUGUGGUAGCACCGCCGACUACUGCGCGGCUGGCUGCCAGUCUGCCUUUGGCACCUGCACCAGCUCCUCGAGCUCGGUUGCCCCUGGCCCUGCGGCUUCCAGCUCGGCUACUUCUAGCCCCUCAGGCACCGCCUCUGCCACUGUCGCUGCCUCGUCGGCAGCUGCCACCAGCACCUCAACCACUACCAGGACCUAUGUCCAGCGCCACCUGGCCACGUCGGCCCCGGCGUACAACUACAAAUCUUUCACCUCGUACUACGAGCUUGACAACCCUGCCGCGGGCGCCGAUGGCAUGUACGACGAAGCCGUCGCCGGCUGCAAGGCCAAGUGUGACUCGACCCCGACUUGCAAGGUGUACUUCUUUCAGAAGAUGAACAGCAGCUUCAAGGGUGCCACCUCGGGUCGCUGCUUCAUCGACGACAAGGCUUGGCAGCCCACUGAGCUCCAAGAGAUCGGUACCAUGCAGUUCAGCAUUGGCUAUGAGCUCGUCUAG
This is a messenger RNA of Pyricularia grisea, 819 nucleotides long. RefSeq lists its product as uncharacterized. The coding region runs from base 1 to 819 and encodes 272 amino acids. Gene Ontology annotation, molecular function: chitin binding. The transcript is spliced from 2 exons. NCBI's taxonomy places the organism in Eukaryota, Fungi, Ascomycota, Sordariomycetes, Magnaporthales, Pyriculariaceae. The record is from RefSeq and is a predicted model, not a curated record.